Diaporthe citri is the source of this 1038-nucleotide messenger RNA. RefSeq lists its product as uncharacterized. The coding region runs from base 1 to 1038 and encodes 345 amino acids. NCBI's taxonomy places the organism in Eukaryota, Fungi, Ascomycota, Sordariomycetes, Diaporthales, Diaporthaceae. The record is from RefSeq and is a predicted model, not a curated record. The transcript has a single exon. Gene Ontology annotation, molecular function: protein binding.
AUGUAUUACUCACAUUUCCUGGCCUUGCUGGGCCUGUUAUCAGCAGCCUCGGCCAUCAUCACGGACGGCACGUGGGAAGAGCUGGCCGAGAUCCCGCUGUACCCACGCCAGGAGGACACCGGGGUGGUGCUCAACGAGACGACCUUUGCCAUCCUCGGCGGGGUGAUCCCGUACUCGCCGCAGAACCUGACGGUGGGCAACACGACGAGCAUCAUGCAGUUCUACGACGUGCCGUCCAACACGUGGACGCGGGGCCCGGACAUCCCGCUGCCGCGGAACCACGUCAACGCGGUGGGGUACAAGAACCGGGCAUACAUCGUCGGGGCGCUGCAGGCGCUCAACAGCAGCUACUGGGCGGGCGACGGGGCCUCGUACGAGUGGGACCCGGACACCAACUCGUGGUCGAACCUGACCAGCCUGCCCGCGGGCACGGAGCGCGGGGCGGCGCUGACGGUGGCGUACGAGGAUGUCAUCUACAUCGUGGGUGGCGUGGUGUCGCUGAUCCCGGGCCCGGGCAACCCGCACCACACGGUGGCCAACGUGUCGGCGUUCAACCUGACGACGCGUUCGUGGGUCGACCUCCCCGCGGCGGCGGCGAACCUGCCGGAGCCGCGGGACCACGCGACGGGCGGGAUCGCGGGCGGGCGGCUAUGGCUGGCGGGCGGGCGCAUCAACGGGCAGGUCAACAUGCGCGGGACGGUGUACUCGCUGGACCUGGCGGACCUCGAGGCCGGGUGGACGACGCACCCGAGCGACAUGCCGACGCCGCGGGGCGGGGCCAUGUUCGCCAUGGUCGACGGGCUGCUGUGGACGCUGGGCGGCGAGAGGAACGUCAGCAGCGCGACGGGCAUCUUCGACCAGGUCGAGGUGUUCAACACCACCGACGAGACGUGGACCAGGCUGUCGCCCAUGAAGGUGCCGCGCCACGGCUUCAUCCCCGCCUACAUCAACGGCUCCCUCUACCUGCCCGGCGGUGCCACCCACCAGGGCGAGUACCCGACCACCUACCACGACAAGUACAUCCUGCCAUCCCUGUAG